AUGUUUGGCAUCGUACGCGGCCUUAAGCCAGCAUGUGGGCUCUCACUAGGCUUUAAAAUAUACUGCCGAUCUUUGGGAUCGGCACCACCAUUCGAUCUGGACUUAGACGCUCAAAACGAUAAGUUUUCCGAUUUGAACAAUAUGUACACCGAAAUGUUCACAAACGAUGGUUUGGAACCUUCAAAAUUGCUUACGAGUAGUAGCAAGUCAGCUACACAUAUAUACGAUUCUGAAGUUGAUGAAUUAAACGCAGAAUUUACAGAGACUUAUGACUUUUCGCCAAAAAUCAUUUGCGGCCAAGAAUUGACAAAACUUGUCGAAGCUCCGGGCCGUUUUAUAAUCCAGAGUUUGUCGAACAAUCCCUAUUACAACUUGGCUGUGGAAGACUACGUUUUCAAAAACACUCCUGUGGUCAAGGGACACACGUUUUUAAACGAAAGGCUUCUCUUCUACGUGAAUGGAAAAUGCGCGGUCAUUGGUAAGAACCAAACACCAUGGAAAGAAUUGUUUCUACAGAAUUGCAAAUCCAAAGGGUAUCGUUACGUUCGACGGUUGUCGGGCGGAGGAGCUGUCGUGCACGAUCUUGGAAAUGUUAAUUACUCAUAUUUAACUUCCCGCGACGCUUUCCAGCGCGAAUAUUUCAAUCAGAAGAUCGUGGGAUGGCUAAAAGAAGCUCGCCCUGGGACGCAGUUCGACCUCAAUGAGCGAGGCGACAUUCAUCUAGACGGUUUUAAAGUUAGCGGCAGUGCCUUCAAGAUUGCAAGAGGCAAAUCAUAUCAUCACGGCACGAUGCUAGUGGACUCAGAUCUUGCAUCUUUCAGGGGACUUCUCAAACCGGCUCACAUUGAUAAUGUUUCUUGGUCUGGCGGAAGCGUUGACAGUGUCCGAUCCCGUGUCAAAAAUAUACAAGGCGCGGGCUUCAAGAAAACGGGCGACUUUAUUGACAUCUGUGUUCAAGGCUUUAGAACAACGUUGCAGGAGGACGUCCCGCUUUAUUUAAUUGACGAAGAAAUUACGCAGACCGAUGCUAUCAUGGCCACCACCGGCCAUUUGGCCAGUGACGAGUGGUUGUACGAUAGCGGGCCCAAGUUUGUCAUCGCUCUGGGUAGAGAAAAGCUUUCGGUGGAGAAAGGAUUGAUUGCAGACUCUACGAUUCCGGGACUCGCCGGACAGCAUUUCACAAGCUUCGUUGAAUCCUUCAAUAAAGGUAAGUUUGGAGAUUUUGAUGUGAAUAUAUGA
Lachancea meyersii CBS 8951 is the source of this 1239-nucleotide messenger RNA. NCBI's taxonomy places the organism in Eukaryota, Fungi, Ascomycota, Saccharomycetes, Saccharomycetales, Saccharomycetaceae. The record is from the annotation of a GenBank genome assembly.